Saccharomyces cerevisiae S288C is the source of this 1098-nucleotide messenger RNA. RefSeq names its product Rrg1p (gene RRG1). NCBI's taxonomy places the organism in Eukaryota, Fungi, Ascomycota, Saccharomycetes, Saccharomycetales, Saccharomycetaceae. Bases 1 to 1098 code for a protein of 365 amino acids. The record is from RefSeq and is marked reviewed. The transcript has a single exon. Gene Ontology annotation, cellular component: mitochondrion.
AUGGCUCAAAAUUUUGGAAAGAUUCCUUCUCACAAGUCUUACGUAUUGAGCUUAUAUCGGACCGUUCUCAGAAACAUUCCAAAGUGUUGCCACUCAUAUGCGUUUCAAUAUGAAAUAAAAAAAACACUUUCAAUACAAUUGUUCAAACACAAGCAUGACAAGUCAAGUUGGAGUGUUUAUACUUUACUCAAUGAAUUCAGUUUGUUGAACAAUUGCCUUUUGGAAGGUAAAUUACAAGAAAUCAAAAACUUAAUGAAGCCAUUAAAAAAGAUGAAAAAACAACUGAAAACAACGAAAAUCCUCAACUCUUUGACUUCAUUAGGGGAUGUAAAGACCAACGACCCAGAAGAAGUAAGAAGAUUUCAUGUUCUAAGUGCUUACAUUAAGCGAAAACAAGAUUUGGGCCUUUUACCUGCAUACAUACCAAAAACGUAUCAGCACAAACUCCUAUUACCAUUAGCAUUGAACGAACAUGCGUGCCUGAAACUAUUUCAUAUUCAGCAAAAAUUGAAAAAUGGCCCACCUUCUGCUGGGCUGUCAUAUACAAAAGAAGGAAGGAAUCAAAUAUGGUUUGUUCGGUCACCAAUUAACAAGGGCAGACAACAAUCGAAAAAGCUGGGAAUAUUGAUACGAAAAGAAAGGAAGGAUUCUCAGAAAAAUAUCGAUAAUCUCAAUUUUUGCGAAAUUAAUGCUGCUUGGGCAUUACAUGAGGCCAUUUGGGAGGAAUAUCUAGAGUCGAAAAAGAUUAUUAAAGUAAACUUACCGAAAUACUUGGAAUACGCUGCAAAUAUCCCAAAGUCUACUAAAUGUAAUCCUUCGAGUCAAUAUCAGAAAGUUAAAGAAUGGGUAGAUCCCGUGAGAGAAAUAAUGUUCGAAUUACAUUCCAAAAGUUUUCAAAGAGUGGAGUACUUUAACAAAUAUAAGGAAAAGCUUUUAAAGAACGGUGGCCAACUAGCAUAUUUUGAUAAAAAGUCAAAAGAAAUGUACGCCAAACGGUUGACACUAUUCAGAAAAAUGAGCAAAGAAACAUUACCAUAUGUGACACUCUUUAUAGAAGGGAGGGACUUGCCAAGUGUUUUGGCGAAAUACGGUUUUUAA